GUAGUACUGGCUGCAUUACUUUUAUAAUUACACUUUACAGUAGGCCCAUUGCCAUUUUUAUAUUAAAUUAACAAUACAACUUAAUAAGUAUUUGUGUAAUCUACGUUUAAUUUUAUUGCUAAUCUUACUCCUUCCUGCUAGUGCCAGAAAUAGGAAGUAGAGCUAGUACCAGUAGAAGCCGGAGGCUUGGAAUUUGGAGAAGAAGAAAUAAUGGAAGUUUGUGUAGAUUCAAUUACAUCUGCACUAAAUGCACAAAAAGGGGGUGCUUCUCGAAUUGAGCUGUGUUCAAGCCUUGCAGAAGGAGGAUUGACCCCAAGUAUUGGAUUAAUCCAGAGAGUGAAAUCCUUGGUUCAGCUGCCAGUAUUUGUAAUGAUCAGGCCUCGAGGUGGAGAUUUUUGUUACAAUCAAGAUGAGCUGGAGGUAAUGCUGGCUGAACUGUCAGCAGCAAAAGAUAAUGGUGUGGAUGGUGCCGUUUUGGGAGUUCUUACUAGGACUGGUGAUGUUGAUGUGGAGAAAUGUCAAUGUCUUUUAGAUCAUGCUCAUCCAUUGCCUGUAACUUUUCAUAGAGCUUUUGACUUGGUUCAAGACCCUUUGAAAGCUCUAAGUGCAGUGAAAGCAUUAGGGUGUAAAAGAUUAUUGACCAGUGGUCAAGCACAAUCAGCAUUAGAUGGCCUUCCCCUGAUUGCACAACUUGUAAAAGAGUCUGGAGAUUUCUUUUCCAUAAUGCCAGAAAAGUAUUUGUACUGGAGUUGUGUCUGUAAAUUGCUGACGUCACUCUGACUCUCAACAUAUCAGUGUGUAAGGUGAUGUUCGUGUGAAGAAUAAAAAUAAUUUUGUUCAUGAAACAAUUUCCAUAUUGUAUUUGCACAAUCUCUAGAACAUCCAAAAUGUUUAUCCACAGUUUUUUCAGUAUGCCCAUAUAUAAUAAUUGGUAUUUACUAUAAACUAUCAUUAAAUCAGUAGUGUGGGCUAAAAUGAAAAAUUGAUGACUAUUGCAUCAAAUAAAUAGUACCAUAUUGAAUGGUUUAAGGUUAUGACAUGCCCACUUUGCAGUAGUGUGGGCUAAAAUGAACAAUUGAUGACUAUGCCAUCAAAUGAAUAGUACCCACUUUGACCCCUAACUGUGCACAUAGGGUUAAUUUUUCAGCACGAUGGUCUCCACAUACUAUUAACUGUUUCCAUAAUAUGUGUGUGUGACUAUUAUCUCAUAAUUUCUCUCUCCUCAUUGUAAAAAUACUUAACCUAUUUAAAUGAAAUUUAGCAUAACCUUACUAAAUAGUUCCUAGUUUCAUGAAAUGUUGUGCAAACCUACUACAUAGUAUGUUGUUUCAUGAAAGUAGUGUAAACAUACAAAAUAGUACCCAGUUUUCCUCAAAUGUUCUGCAAAUUACUAAAUAGUCUCUAGUUUAAUAAAACAUAAUGCAAGUUUACUAAAUACUUAGUUUCUGCUGAGAAAAUUUCAUAUAAUUUGAUUUAAUUUCUCUAAUUUUUAAGGUU
Limulus polyphemus (Atlantic horseshoe crab) is the source of this 1497-nucleotide messenger RNA. RefSeq names its product copper homeostasis protein cutC homolog. The record is from RefSeq and is a predicted model, not a curated record. The coding region runs from base 211 to 780 and encodes 189 amino acids. Gene Ontology annotation, molecular function: copper ion binding. The transcript has 8 exons. NCBI's taxonomy places the organism in Eukaryota, Metazoa, Arthropoda, Merostomata, Xiphosura, Limulidae.